Lagopus muta (rock ptarmigan) is the source of this 802-nucleotide messenger RNA. It is a transcript of the gene CENPX, whose product is annotated as centromere protein X. The record is from RefSeq and is a predicted model, not a curated record. Gene Ontology annotation, cellular component: FANCM-MHF complex; Fanconi anaemia nuclear complex. Gene Ontology annotation, biological process: kinetochore assembly; replication fork processing; DNA repair. Gene Ontology annotation, molecular function: protein heterodimerization activity. Bases 55 to 294 code for a protein of 79 amino acids. Lineage: Eukaryota; Metazoa; Chordata; Aves; Galliformes; Phasianidae. The transcript has 5 exons.
GAGCUCCGAUCCGCCCCGCCCCGCGCGCGUCCGGGAGGUGGGACGGGCGGCGCCAUGGAGGAGCGGGAAGGCUGUUUCAGGAAGGAGACGGUGGAGCGGCUGCUGCGGCUGCACUUCCGAGACGGGAGGACGCGAGUUAACGGCGACGCGCUGCUGCUGAUGGCGGAGCUGCUGACGGUCUUCGUGCGAGAAGCUGCGGCGCGAGCAGCGCGACAGGCACAGGCGGAGGACCUGGAGAAGGUGGACAUCGAGCACUUGGAGAAGGUGCUGCCCCAGCUGCUUUUAGAUUUCUAGAGACGUGGUGAAGCAGAAGUGACGGCUCAGCUGCUGGCAGAAGAUCCCGGCCUGAUGCUGAGUCCAGCUCUAGGAAUAAUAGUGUCAUCUCCUUCCUCUGCCCUAUUGCUUCUGCUGCCCCGCUCCUGUAUCAAGGCUCUGAUGGCAGAUGCUGUUUUUGAAUAGCGGCCUCCGCUCACUGGCUCUGGUGGGCUGUAACUGGUUUCCCUCUCGCUGCCUUCCUUCUUAGCGGUGUGCCCAUCAGCACGGUAAAGCUGCUGUUGCUUUCUCAGCUAAUGUGAGAAACAGGUGCUUCUUCAGACGAUGAGAGGCAUGGAAAGACUUAAUGGCUGGAAAUGUCAUCCAAACAUCAGGCUCUCCUCAUCUCAGCGGGCGGCAGCGGCAGAAACUUCAGGUCCGGCUCCAAGCCUGGCUAAUGAAUAGGUUGUUAGCAGGAGCUCCGUUACAGGCUCUUGCCAAAAGCAGGUAUCUGAUCUUUAUUUUAUAAAUAAACAGUGUCUGUCCUUCA